Molecule: messenger RNA, 1659 nt
Organism: Vigna umbellata (rice bean)
Lineage: Eukaryota; Viridiplantae; Streptophyta; Magnoliopsida; Fabales; Fabaceae
Gene: TDF1
Product: Duplicated homeodomain-like superfamily protein
Source: RefSeq, a predicted model, not a curated record
CUCUGAGAAUGAAUCUAUCUAGUGACAGGGUCUAUGUGUACUUUUUCAUUAUUGUUUUGUCUUAAGCAAAGAUUUUGUACUAUUAAGAGGCCAAUCAACUAUAAGAUGAAAGAAUUUGGAUUGCAUUACCAAAUUAAAUAAGUUAAUGUUGUCAGUUCUAACCAAAGAGGUCAUUCAAAUUGCACCCGAAAUAGAUAUUGCUUUUGGGAGAGGAAGGAAUUGGGAAGGCACUUGCAUUAUGUUUCUGAUGUCAUACAAAUGGUUUUAGUUUUAAAUUUUUGUUUACAGAAAGAUGAACAUAAUCAUGCAAUUGUUGUUAUUAGGAGCCAAUAUUUGCAUGCUUUUCUUGCCUCUUCAUAUCUUAAACAUUAGCCCCUUUCACCACUUUAAAGUUACCCUUCAAUGCAUAUUGCAUCACCAUUACAUAAUUCACUCUGCAUUUCUGCUUUUUCUUCUGUCUCUCUUUUCACAAAAAAUGGGAAGGCCUCCUUGUUGUGACAAAUCCAAUGUGAAAAGGGGUCUUUGGACUCCUGAGGAAGAUGCUAAAAUACUUGCCUAUGUAGCCAAUCAUGGAACUGGAAACUGGACAUUGGUUCCAAAGAAAGCAGGUCUGAAUAGGUGUGGUAAAAGUUGCAGACUAAGAUGGACCAACUAUCUAAGACCUGACCUCAAGCAUGAUAGUUUUACUCCCCAAGAAGAAGAGCUCAUUAUUAACCUUCAUGGCGCCAUAGGAAGCAGAUGGUCUUUAAUUGCAAGAAGAUUACCUGGGAGAACUGACAAUGAUGUGAAGAACUACUGGAACACAAAGCUAAGGAAGAAGCUUAUGAAGAUGGGAAUUGAUCCAGUGACUCAUAAACCAGUAUCACAAGUCCUCUCUGAUUUGGGAAGCAUCAGUGGCUUCCCAAACACCACCACCACUAACCAAAUGGCUUAUGUUAACAAGGAUUUGAUGAAGAACAACAUGGCACCAACCAAAACUGAACCAUCAGGUUCCAAUAAGUCAGUGGUGGAGAACACACAAGAGGGUCAAGUUCACUCAUGGCAACACCACAUUCCUUACCAAGUCCUCACCACAGAAAAUGUGCAAUCUCAAGUCUUCAGUGAAACUGCAUCCUCCACCUCAUCCUCAUCUUCUUCCAACCUCACCCAGUUAGGCUCACCACAGUCCUACUCUUGCCAAACCCCUCAGGCUCAAACUGCCCCUCAUUGUUCCUCCUUUGAUUGGAGUGAGUUUCUUCACAGUGACUCAUUUGUGUGGUCACUGAACCCCUCAAGUCUGGUGCAAAGUGAAGCUGAUCUUUCCAUCAAUGCCAAAACCAAUGGCCAUGACAAACAAGGAGUUGCAGCAGUUGAGGGUUGUUGUGGUGGAAGCAUGGAAUAUCAAAUUAAAAAGCAAUGUGAAGGUCAUUCAUUUGUAGAUGGUAUUCUGGACAGGGAUAGUGAGUUAAGAGCAGCAUUUCCAGAACUUUUGGAUGCUUCUUUUGACUACUAAGUGUCUUUUUCUGCUUAUUGGUGAUUAGCAGGGUUAUUAAGCUCAGCACUCUCACAUCACUAGGAUGUAGCAAAAAGUUAAACCAUUCAUUAUGUUUUUCCAGUUACAGAUUUUGUUAUGAUUUACCAUUUUGCAAUGCUUCUUAUACAUGAUUUAGCUCUUGUUAA